AUGUCGGCCCCGCCCGUCCAAGAGAAUGCGGCAGAAGAGACUUGCGCGAUGGACGAGCAUCACGGAUCUACCGUCAGCACCAGCAAUGCAGACAUUACGAGCUUGCAGCCGACGCCCACUACAUCGAAUGUGCUGUCCCUCGAGCACAAACAGACCAGAAGAGCCACGUGUGCGAAGGACUUUCUUCAUCGUCGAAGCACCAGUCAAAGAAAUGAUGAAACAUGGGACAACUGGUCACUGGACACUGGCCCGAGGACCAGCGAUGGAGUUGAACGGACGAGCAGCUGUGACGACUCUGGCGCUCUCAGUGAGCAGUUCGAUGAAGGAUCUUUGCUGCUGCUGUUACGUGAUUCCACAACAGCUCCUGUUCACGCGACAGUUGAGAAAAGAAAAGACACUGAUCGGAGUAAAGCUGGAGUGGUUGCUGCUGUCUCUGGGAAAGGGGUUAUUACGCCUGACGGGGGAGUGAGAACGAUGGGACGAGACCCGAGCGCAGAAGCAGCGAAAGUGCUGAUGGCGAAAAAACACAAGGGUCUGUGUAGUAAAGUGACGGUCGCGCUAACUGUCGUUGCUGUGGGUAUCAUUGCUGGUGGAGGUGCCGUGUGUUGGAUGUUCCCGUCGUCGUCUGCUUCGGCUUUGGUGCAUGUUGCUGCCGCCAAGAUCGAGGAGGGUCUCAAGAUGCUGCUACUUCUUUUCCAGAAUAAAAUGGGGCAACUGGCCAACCACGCGAUGGAACUAGUGCGCAUUAAUUGGUUAGCAUUGCUACGAAAUGGGAUAUUGAGAAAGGCAGCGCGUGCGAUGGAGUUACGGGGUGCUUUAGGAAUGACCCUAGCGAAAGCAUCUGUAGCCGUUUUAGUGGGACUUGUGGAGGGCAUGCAAGAGCGUUUGGGACUCGUGCUGUCGAACUCGAUGGAAACACUUAACCUGUGGAUGCAAUGGAUGUACUCCAUUGUCAAAAAACAGCUAGCCGAUGUCGAGCUGUUCAAACACGUGCAAACUUUCUUGCUGAUAGCGAUUUCAAAUUUCGCAGAGGCGAUGAGGCAGAGUGGAGAGUGGCUAGGACUGGAGCCAACGAGAACCGAUAUGGAAUUACCCAGCGAGCAGUUUUUUGCUGCUCUAGCGACACAACAAGCUUCCAUUCAAAACAUAGGCAGAGGGCUCGUAGCUCGUGAGUCCCAAGCUCUACAUGACGUGAAACGCUUUGAGAAACGACGGGUUGCAAUCGCAGCCGUUGCCAACUCAAUCGUUGCCGAUACUCGGACUGCAGCACUUGAAAGCAUUCUUGACGUAAAAAUGGCUGCGCUGGAAUACAUUGACGAGCAUAUGCGGCAACUAGCUAAUCAAUAUGCUCCAGCAAUUGAACAGGCUCUUAAAGAGUACAAGCGCACGUUACGGCAAGUCAGAGAAGAGGGGAAAUCCUUGAUGCUAGCUCGAAGUGUAGCAGAAAACGCGCUUGCUCGGGGUAGAGCGGACAAAGCGGGACACGAUCUAACAGUUGAUGACAAACUGAUGAGAUCUAAAGUCCCAGGACAUCAGAUCAUCUUCAGGGACAUAUUUCGGUUCCAGUGUGACGCUGAAGAACAUCGCAUUCAUGGCCGACUUGGUGGCGAAAGUAGGCUGUCCGGCCGACUUACAGCAGAAUGGUUGCGGCUGAAAGAGGAAAGCUUGACUGAAGGCGUCUUGGAAGGAAGCUCUACUAUUGAAGACGUUCACCAAACGCUGCAAGAGAUCGCCAGAAGAGGCCUAGUGACUGUUGUUGUAAAAGAAGCACGAGCGAUCGAGCUCAGUGAUCCAGUGAAAACACUGGGGAGUGAGCGCGUCAACGAGGAGCUGGUGCAAUUGCUGACUGUCGGGCUUUCCGAAGUUUCUGCCGUAGACGAGUCUUGUUUCUCAAGGAACGAAGGCACUUGCAGAUCUAAGAGGGUGUCCGUGGUGGAUUAUAAGCUUGCCGAAGGACAUAUUCUUGACGCUUCGGUACAGCAUACGGAAACAGAAGAAGCUAUCAGUGAAGUGAAAAGCUCCAUAAUCACAGAAACCGUCGUGGCUGUCGGCGAUGCGGCGGUAAAGGUGGAUCAUUCGCUAGCGGAAGCGACGAGGCUGAUCAAAGUGCGUAACCUUUCUGAAGGAGAUGUAGUCAAGCAGGAGACGCAGUUACAGCAGGACGAUCGAGUUGGCAUACAAGUCAAAGUUGAAGACGGUGGUCCAAGUUUAACGCUUGCGUUGGACACACCCGCUGACAAUGGAGUCGACCAAGUACAAGCGAAUUUACCUCGCGCUGACACGAAAAUGUGUACAGCAGCUCGGGUCAAGAUCCAGCAAGAAUCUACGGUGGUGACUCAAAAAAUACAAAUGGUCACAUCUCAGCAACAAGAUGAUGAAGAUCCUGUGAUUGCAGCUGGAAUGGGGGAUGGUGCGACCAGUAUGCAUUCCGAUGGCGCGUACUCACUCAACUUAGAUAUGGACAUUGGUGGCACGACAAAGGUGGUUGCAGAGCGUAAACGACCCGCAGAUGAAGAAGUGAUGAGCGGGAACAGCUAUGCUGGAGCAAUAGCAGGAAUGGAUCUCCAUGAGGCUUUUGAUGGCGGAAGUAAUGAAGCCGGGCGGGAGCGCACCGGAAGCCAGUCUUCUAAGGAAGAUGCAUAUGCAGCGACAUUGACCGAUGCGGAUUAUGUGAAAAUGGAGCGCGCGGUAAUGGCAAAGGAAAUCCUAGAUCUUAAGCAAGCCGAACAGGCUCUAUUGCAGGAAGAGGGUGUCCGUAUUGACGUUGAAGAUGAGCUGCGCGUCAUUGCUCAAGAGCAAGGGAUAUACCUGCAUAUUGAGCAAGUACCUGCUGGAUACCAAGACGUCGGAACGAACACGGUGUCUACGCAACGCAAAGCUGUGACGGAUGAUGUGGCCGCCACGUCUUCAGAAUUGACUGCCGGUGGUUCAGUAUUGAUGCUGCAUGGUCCAGCUUGGAUGCAGAUCGGUGUGGUUUCGGUGAUUUUCCUGGCACUUGCGGCACUGACGGCGUAUUUCUUCACACGUCGCCAUAAGCAUGGCCUUUUUGCCCGAGUACCUCGUCGAGGCAAGCGGUGGCACGGACCAGUUGACGUAGAUGACGCCGAAGAAGUGGUGUUGUUGCCAGACGACAGCUCGGAUGAGGACUCUAGUGAAGACGUUACUGCCCGCUUGGAGGUUGUCGAGCUAGUGACGAACAUCAAAGUCGAUGCGACCAAAGUGAUUUCUUCUGGAUGUGAGGAGGAUGGAGAGAAGAAAAGUGUCCAUGCUACCCUUAAGGUUGUUGACGAAAGAGGAGACGUAGUCGAAGAGAAGGAUGAGGAAGAUGAAACGCGGUCCCGAUCGAUUGUUGUCGAGCGACUUCAUACUACGACGACGUAUGGGGUGAACCAUCCUGUCACUUCGGAUCCCGAUGAUUUGAUCAAUGGUGGCGAAAAUGCUAGCGUGCCUACUUUGACGCCACCAACCAUGAGACAAGAAACGCCCGACGCAUCACAGCGCACUCGUCAUCGGCGCCAUGAAAUUCGCACGUAG
This is a messenger RNA of Peronospora matthiolae, 3534 nucleotides long. Lineage: Eukaryota; Oomycota; Peronosporomycetes; Peronosporales; Peronosporaceae. The record is from the annotation of a GenBank genome assembly.